GUUUCGGAUCCUGUUCGGAUAUAGGUGAGCUGUUGUUGGCUGUGUGACAUGUCAGCUCGUUAAUUCCUUCCUCCCCUACAUGUGGGUGUCUUUAAAUGUAGCUAUUGCCAGUCUGUCUGUCCCAGUUCGUCCAGUCGUCUACCCAGAAGGAAUAAGUCGAGGAGGAAUACGGAAUACGCAACUUGUGUACCCUCCCGGACACAACAACAGGUUAUAAGCAGCACUGCACAAUGGAAGCCGUAGCGAAGCACGAUUUUAGUGCCACUGCAGAAGAUGAACUAAGUUUCAAGCGCGGACAAAUACUGAAGGUUUUAAAUGAAGAAUAUGACCAAAACUGGUACAAGGCCGAGGCGAACGGAAGAGAGGGCAUCAUCCCCAAGAAUUACGUUGAAAUGAAGCCACAUCCGUGGUUUUAUGGAAAGAUCCGGCGGGCAAGGGCCGAGGAGAUGCUCAACAAACAGCACCAGGACGGGGCCUUCCUCAUCACAGAGAGCGAAAGUACAGCAGGGGACUUUUCCCUUUCCGUAAAGUUUGGCAAUGACGUGCAGCACUUCAAAGUCUUACGGGAUGGUGCAGGGAAGUUUUUCCUGUGGGUGGUCAAAUUCAACUCGCUUAACCAGCUGGUGGAAUACCACCGCACCAGCUCCGUAUCAAGGACUAAGACUAUCUACCUCAAAGACAUGGAGCAGGUCCCACAGGAGGACGGCGAGCUAAGCUUCCGCCGCGGUGCUUUUAUCCAAGUGUUGGACAACUCCGACCCCAACUGGUGGAAAGGAGCGUACCACGGGCAGACGGGAAUGUUCCCACGCAAUUAUGUCACACCUGUCAAUCAGAACAUGUAAUAA
Clupea harengus (Atlantic herring) is the source of this 845-nucleotide messenger RNA. Its product is annotated as growth factor receptor-bound protein 2-like. The coding region runs from base 231 to 842 and encodes 203 amino acids. The transcript has 5 exons. The record is from RefSeq and is a predicted model, not a curated record. NCBI's taxonomy places the organism in Eukaryota, Metazoa, Chordata, Actinopteri, Clupeiformes, Clupeidae.